Micropterus salmoides (largemouth bass) is the source of this 3190-nucleotide messenger RNA. RefSeq names its product coiled-coil domain-containing protein 114-like. The transcript has 15 exons. Gene Ontology annotation, cellular component: axoneme. Lineage: Eukaryota; Metazoa; Chordata; Actinopteri; Centrarchiformes; Centrarchidae. The coding region runs from base 1286 to 2875 and encodes 529 amino acids. The record is from RefSeq and is a predicted model, not a curated record. Gene Ontology annotation, biological process: cilium movement; outer dynein arm assembly.
UUCAGUUUCAGUCAGAAACAUCUUGUUUGCUUAAAAACUUUUAAAGAAUUAUCAUGCAAUACUGCUUUAUUGAUAAAGUGCCAAAUCAGAAGACGGUAGGUAUCUUAAGGCACUUUUCGUGAUAUAGAACAUGUCAAAGAGACAUAACAAAUGCAGAUUACAUCGAAUGGAUAAUGAAGCUUUGCCCGAAGGAGUGCCAAUUCUCUCAACUGCUGUAAUCCUGUCCUGGCACCAGGACAAAGUUUUUGUGUGAUUCAAUAAUUUCGUAAUUUCUUCAGUUUUCUCUACAACUUCUUGCCAUAAUAGUCUUAAAACUGUGUCAGUCCAAUGUUAUCCAUCUGGGUGUAUGGACACACUCCAGAAUUAGUCAUCUUGGAUGCAUUGUAAGGUCAAGGAAUGGUGUUCUGUUGUUGACAUUAUCGUGUUCAGAGGGUUAUUAAGAGGGACACCUCCCUUCACGAUGGAGUGUAAUUUCCUGAUAAAAUAGCUGGGUUGGUUUACACGAGUGUGAUGCAAUAUGAGUCAUUUAAGACUGUGUGUACAGUACUUACCUGUUUAGUUUUAACAACUUGUUCAGAUUUUAUUACAAUAAAACUGAUAAGAAACAGGGGGGAAAAACAUAAAGAUGGCAAAAACAAUGUGCAGCAGCUGUUUAUGGAAAGAUACCUGCAGGCAUCAUUUGCCUUAGCAAGUUUAGAACAUGUAUAUAACAAGUUUAGACCGGCAAUCCAGUCCCUAAGGGGGCUAUUUCCUAUAGCAAGAAAUGUUAAUUUUUACCAGGAUUGUUUCCUAUUACAGAUUAAGACCAUUCUUGACAUUUUUAAUUGCUUCCAGUAAAGAGAAAAUACCUUGAUUUGCUAUCUGAAGCCAUCUUGAGCACUGAUAGUCAUAAGAACAAUAAUGUUACCCUGUGCUAAUUUCUAUUUUUUUGUUAACAUAUUUGUGAUACACAUUUAUUAUAGCUACAAAAUAUUCAACAGAUAAUUAAUUUCAUUAUUUUUACUCUAUUUGAUGUAUUUUACGUCUCUGAUGAUGAAAUAUAGCUAACAAACAGCAAAGUUCUCCAUAUCAGCAGAACGCUUCUGGCUUGGAAUUCUAAAUAACAGCUAUGUUAACGGUUGUAACUGUUUUAUUAGGUGCACGUAACAGUUAACGUUACGGAUAAGCACGUUUUGAUACAUAUUGGUGUCCAUCUAUAUCACUCGAACUUGUCUUAACUUUUAUCUAUCUGGAGCUUUGACAGCUAGUUAGUUACUUCCAGAUAUCUCAAGGCAGACAAUUCAACAUGAGUCGGAGAUCAUCUGCUGUCAGAAGUCAAUCACUUGUGGAUUAUUCAGAAACAGACCUGAACAAACUCCAGCAGCAGUAUAGCAGGGCAGAGGCAUCCAUGCGGGCAUAUACAGAGAAAACCCAAGGCCUCAUCAUCAGGGACAGGCGAGAGAUUCAGAGGCUCCAGGAUGAACGUGAAGACCUUUUAUGCAGUCUCAGAGUGUCUCAGAGUAGUUUGAACCGUUGGGCUGAUGCUAGUGUUGUUCAAGACCUCACUGCCACGUUGGCCUGUGGAGUUGGAAUAGAUGAGGAACUGGAAGCAGAAAAAGCCAAAGUGGCAUCUUUGAAAGAUGAGAUUAUCAAAUGGGAGAGAAAGUUGGCAGGACAGAUAGCUGGUGGGGGAAAUGCACGUCGUAGUAUGAAAUCUGAAAAAAGCAACUUACUUAAAACCACAUGCUUAAUAGAAAACAAACUGUACAGGGGUCGCAAAUGCUUCAGUAAGCUGAUGACCAGGAAUGGAGAGUUGAGGGAGGAGCUGAAGACAAUGCAGGUGGAGAAGAAACAAUUCUUCCAUGUUCAGUCUCGGCUAGAUAAGGAGCUGCAUGCAAUUCGCAAGGAUAUUUGUAACCUGAUGACUAAAUGCACGGAAGCCUUCAAUGCCAGUGUGAAAAUCCAGGAAAAACAGAGGAUGCUGAUGGACCAGAAUGCUAAGGAUGUGACUCAGUACAUCAAAGAAAAGAGCAACCUGGAAUUAGAAAUCGCCCAUUACAGCAACUUUGAGGCUUUCCUAAACAUAAAGGCUAUUGCACGUGAAAACCAGGACAUCGGCCACAGACAAGUGGAGAAACAGCAAUUGGAGUCUAAGGAAUUGGGACUUGAAGAUUUUGAGGAUGCUAUCAAAAAAAUCCUCAGCGAGACAGAGGAAAGUGACCUUGACAAGCUGGUCAGGAACUUCAUACAAAUGGAGGAGCAGAACUACACUUUACUGAAAUUUGUCAACUAUCAGAACAAUGAAGUAGAGGCCAUUGGAAGGCAGAUCUCUCAGCUUUGCGAUGAGAGAGAGAUCUUUGUGGCUGAGGAGCAGCAGCAGCAGGAGCAGCAUCACGAUCUUCUGAUGAGAGUUUCCAUCAAGCAAGAGGCUACCGAGCAACAGCUGGCAGUUUAUCAACAACGUGUUGAGUUCAUGGAAAAGCUCCUAUAUCAGCUCAGAGACGGUCUUAAGAUAUUGCUUCAUAUCAGCUGUGGUAGCUCAGUGAUCUGCGGCCAAUUGGGUUCCUCUGGUGGAGUCCAGGAAGAAAACAUCAAAGAGAACAUGACAAUGGUGGAGGACAGAGUCAAUGAGCUUCUCACUCUGCAGUCCUAUCUUCAUUUCCAGGACAACCUUAGCCAGUGGGACAUUGACAGUCUUAGUACCACUGCUGAGCAGCUCCUGGGAAUAAGCCCCCCAGCUGUCAACCUGACCACUGCUGCUGCGACCCCUGCGCCCGAUGAUGACCCAGACUUGGUGGAGUCAGUGCUGCUGGAGGCAAAGGAGCCAGUGAGUAGAGCAGAUCUCUUGACACUGGUCAAUAAGAGGAUUCAGAGGAAAAAGAAGAGACUUACCUGAUGAGCCGGUGCUGCUCGGUAGAGCUGCCAUGAGGUCCUGCAUACUGAGCCACUGGAAACAAGUCUGUGCUGACCUUUUACAUGUUCCAAGAGCUAUUUUAUAGUAUGCUUUUUUUAGUGAAUGUUUAGAUAGACACAAUAUGGUGUAAAGCAUUGCUGCAUCAGUUAUUGAACAGGAAGUAACCUGCUUAUAUUAAAUAUUUACUUUAAGGAAGUAUGAAAUCUAUGGGCAUACGUAUGCAUAAUGUGUAUUUAUGUGCAGUAGUUCACAGUCAGUGAUACUUGUGAAUUCAAUAAAUGUAUUUUAGUUAAUUUA